GAGUCUGCGACGGGGCGGGCGGGAGGGCAUGAUGGGCGUGGCUGCAGGUCGCCCUUCCCCAUUUGCGGACUCCACCCCACUGGGUCUGACCCUGGAACUCCAGGGCUAUCUUUGACUGGUUCCAUAUCAUCGUUAUCCGCACCCGGACUUCCAUCCAGGCACGCACUCCAACGUGGCAAGAAUCAAAGUUCUCAAACUAUAGAUCUGGCGAUCUGGGCAGAAAGAAACCCAGAGGCUGCGUCUGCUGCUGGUAAGGCUCUGACCACUUCAGGGGUCAGGGAUUCGCGGUUCUCCGUGGGUCUGGACGGGUAGCCAGAACUCCAGAGAGCCCAGGACUCUUCGUGGCCAUACCCUGUUAGGCUGCAUUGCCAGAUUCCCUACCAAGUCAGCUUCACUCAGAGCCCUCACAGAGACCUGGAUUCAGCACACAAUCUACAGGAUUCCCUCAAAGCGACUCUUUACCUCCACAGAUAUCCCCUUUGAUGUGAGUCAUGGUAGCGCCUAUGAAGGGCCAAGUGUGUGUGGUAACUGGUGCCUCCAGGGGUAUUGGCCGUGGCAUUGCCUUACAGCUUUGCAAAGCAGGUGCCACAGUUUACAUUACCGGCCGCCAUCUGGAUACGCUUAGAGCUACUGCCCAGGAGGCACAGUCCCUCGGGGGCCGGUGUGUACCCGUGGUGUGUGAUUCAAGCCAGGAGAGUGAAGUGAAAAGCCUGUUCGAGCAAGUAGAUCGGGAACAGAAAGGGCGGCUAGAUGUUCUGGUCAAUAAUGCCUAUGCUGGCGUCCAGGCAAUCCUGAACACCACCAACAAGUCUUUCUGGGAAGUGCCUGCCUCCAUUUGGGAUGACAUAAACAAUGUUGGACUCAGAGGCCACUACUUAUGCUCUGUGUAUGGGGCACGGCUGAUGGUGCCAGCUGGCAAAGGACUCAUCGUGAUUGUCUCCUCCCCUGGGGGGCUGCAGCAUAUGUUCAAUGUCCCUUAUGGUGUGGGCAAAGCUGCGUGUGACAGACUGGCUGCUGACUGUGCCCAUGAGCUACGGCGUCACGGAGUCAGCUACGUGUCUCUGUGGCCAGGGCUGGUGCAAACAGAAAUGGUGAAGGAGUUUAUGGCAAAAGAGGAUACUCCUGAGGACCCUCUAUUUAAGAAGAUGAAACCAGAUUUCUCAUCAGCCGAAAGUCCAGAAAUGAGUGGCAAGUGUGUGGUGGCCUUGGCAACAGACCCCAAUAUCCUGAACUUGAGCGGGAAGGUGCUGCCGUCCUGUGACCUUGCUCGGCGCUAUGGCCUUAAGGAUAUCGAUGGCCGCCCUGUCAAAGACUACUUUUCUCUGGGCUAUGCCCUCUCACAAGUCUCCAGCCUGGGAUGGCUGAACUCCUUCUUGCCUGGCUUCCUCCGUGUACCCAAGUGGGUCGUCACCCUCUACAACAGCAAAUUCUAACCUCCUGACCUGCCAUCCCAGCCCUUCCAGAACCUCGUCUUAUUGAGGCUCAGGUGGGUGGGGCUGUCUUGGUAGAACAAACCCGCUUUCCCACAUACUCAUGCCCUCACCAUGAAGAGAAGGUGGCUGCAGGAAGUCUAGUGCAUUCUGGGGGCUCUGGUAGGUUCUUUGUGCCUUUUCCCUGUCUCUACAUCUUAAUAUUUUGCUUGAGUAAUUAUAAGUGCUUAUAAAUAGAAGUUAAUAAAGGUCUCAUCUCCCCUUCAA
Mus musculus (house mouse) is the source of this 1697-nucleotide messenger RNA. RefSeq names its product dehydrogenase/reductase 1 (gene Dhrs1). Lineage: Eukaryota; Metazoa; Chordata; Mammalia; Rodentia; Muridae. Bases 492 to 1433 code for a protein of 313 amino acids. The record is from RefSeq and is a predicted model, not a curated record. The transcript has 9 exons. Gene Ontology annotation, cellular component: endoplasmic reticulum. Gene Ontology annotation, molecular function: estradiol 17-alpha-dehydrogenase [NAD(P)+] activity; testosterone dehydrogenase (NADP+) activity; carbonyl reductase (NADPH) activity.